AUGUUCAUGAAUCCCCCACUGACCAUCAGCAGCUACAAUGUCUGGGAUGAAAGGAACGGAGCGGUUCUGAGUCCACUUCAUGAACUCCUGCCAGAGGGUUCUUUGUCGUCGACCAACGCCCAGAUGCGGACCGGCGAGUGGCGUGUACACUGUCAAAUGCAACAAGUCGAGUUUCUGGGCGCGUGGGAGCGGGCGCCUCAGUUUCAUCCCGCUAUCGAGUCCGUCAAUACUCUGAUGACCGGCAUUACGAGUGAUCCUGGCUCCCCGAUGGAGAUCACGCCCUGGCCCAAGCACCUGCACAUGUCUCCCACAAACUCAACCAUCUCAACAAGUUCCGAGAUGCAAGUUUCCAAGAAUGUUGAGAGCCGGUCAACCGACAUUCAGUUCCCAUGCUGGCAGCAUGACAAGGAAAUUGUCGUUCGAACGGAAGUCAGACGAGACUUUUGGGGGACAUUGGUUCCUGUACACAAGUGGACUGCGCAGCACCGUCCCUAUAUCACCUCAUCGCAAGAACAGGACACUGACGAAGAAUGGAGUGAUUGGCAUUGA
Messenger RNA from Penicillium alfredii, 549 nucleotides. RefSeq lists its product as uncharacterized. The coding region runs from base 1 to 549 and encodes 182 amino acids. The transcript has a single exon. The record is from RefSeq and is a predicted model, not a curated record. NCBI's taxonomy places the organism in Eukaryota, Fungi, Ascomycota, Eurotiomycetes, Eurotiales, Aspergillaceae.